UUAAGUUUCAAGCAUAUCACAUUUUUUUCAAAAUAUUCCUUCCAAUAUGACUUUACAGCGUACAACGCAACUCGUUGCCGCAUUGACAAGAGAAACGCAUAGUUUGACUCCAAUGCAAAAAUUUAUAUUUAUCACUAUAGGAUUCUGUACAUCCCUAUUCAUAUUUUGGCUAAUUAGCAAAGCUUAAUCAAAACUAAACUGAAAACAGAAGUGGCUAGCAAAAAAUCAAUUAGAAAAAUGGACAAAGGAUCUACAAUUAACAUUGCCAAUGUAACCGCAUCCACAUCUGUCCCUUCCUUGCCAUCUUCAUCAACAUCAUCGUCCAACUGCAACUCCACUUGUGAUGGCAUUAAAUCUGCUAUAAUUCAAAAUAAUGAAUUUUCCACAAUUGUAUCCAACAGUGAAGAGACCAAUACGACAAAAUUCCAUGAUCUAAAAAUUACCUUUGCUACUCGGGAAACUCACGUAAGACCAACUAACCGUGACAGAAAUGCUACACUGCCAACCAGCUAUGAAGUCGACUACAAUCUAAUGGACCAAAGUUAUUCCCCUAGCACUUUGGCCGAAAUAUAUGAUGAUGAGUUCUUCGAUUUUGGCGACAGCCGUCGUGAAGUGCAACCAGUUAGAAUUAAUCACAAAGAAGGGAUAUUUUGCUGCUUUAUCACUGGUGUAGCUAUAGGUCUGCUCUUGCUUAUGGCAUAUCUCUUAAUACUGUUACUGGAUCCCAUUACCAAAACAAUGGAAGCAAUGCAUAAUUCGUUUCAGAAUUUGACAAACUCCAUCAUUAAGAAAAAACUUCAUUAUCAUAAUAAACCUGUUUAAAUGUGUUUAUUAUUAUACUUUGUAGAGUUUUAAACCAAACUUGAACUUUAAAUAAACUCUUUUUGCACAUUGGA
Messenger RNA from Stomoxys calcitrans (stable fly), 896 nucleotides. RefSeq lists its product as uncharacterized. NCBI's taxonomy places the organism in Eukaryota, Metazoa, Arthropoda, Insecta, Diptera, Muscidae. The transcript is spliced from 4 exons. The record is from RefSeq and is a predicted model, not a curated record. The coding region runs from base 238 to 822 and encodes 194 amino acids.